Rotaria sp. Silwood2 is the source of this 1137-nucleotide messenger RNA. The record is from the annotation of a GenBank genome assembly. Lineage: Eukaryota; Metazoa; Rotifera; Eurotatoria; Philodinida; Philodinidae.
AUGAAACGAACAAAACAACAACGACAAAACAGUGAUACUGAUGAUAAACAAAAGAAGCUAAAAACCGAUCCGAAUAGAUCAUCACGAAAAUCUUACACUCAUUUUGAAGAUAUUUCAAAUGAAAUUAUCUAUGAAAUAUUCGUAUUUCUUGAUGUUUAUCAUAUGUACACAGCUUUCUUUAAUCUUAAUAUACGUUUUCAAAGUAUCCUUACUGAAUCAAAUCUUCCCAUCAAAAUUAAUCUUUCAUUAAUGUCCAGAUCAACUUUUGAACAUCAAUACAAACAUAUUAUUAUGCUUAAUAUACAUCGAAUAUGUUCACUUCGUCUAUCAAAUCUAUUUACUAUCGAUAUGAUUUUUUCACCAAUUCGAAUUGUAUCCAAAAUGACACGUCUUCAGACUCUUCACAUAAAUAAUAUUCAAUUCAAAUAUGUUGAAAAACUUCUAAAAUAUUUACCAUCUUUACCAUGUCUCUCUUCAUUGAUCAUCAUUGUUGUCGAUUGCGUUGAAAAUAAAAAUAAACUUUAUCGUCAAAUAUUCCGUCUACCCGUAUUGAAAUAUUGCAAAGUAACAAUGACCAAACUUGUUGAAUCUGAACUUCUAUCCAUUGCAAUUAAUAAAUAUAGUUCUAUUGAGCAUCUUGUUAUAAAUAAUGGUUGUCAUUUGCAUGAGCUUAUUUCUCUUUUAUCGUAUGUUCCACAACUUCGCCGUCUUUCAUUGCGUAAUCUAUACGGAACUUUCAUUGAACAAACAGAAUUAAAUUCAAUUGUGUUUAAUUAUUUGACACAUAUUUCUAUAAAUAAAACAAAUAUGAUAUUUGAUGAACUUGAAUUAUUGAUUAGAAAUCAUUUUCCACAAAUUCAAAGCCUGUAUUUUUCAAGAAAUUUCGAUGAUGAAUUUUUAAAUGCAAAUAGAUGGGAACGAUUAAUUUCAUCUUAUAUGUCACAAUUACGUAUUUUUGAUUUUCAUUGUACAAUUUCUACAUUUAACCAACAGAAUUUCCAACAUCUACUUAAUCGUUUUAAUUCAUUAUUUUGGAUUGAGCGACAAUGGUUCUUUGCUCAUCAUAUUCAUUCGACAUCAAGUGAUAACUGUAAUUAUGUGACUAUCUUUUCUACCAAUCCGUAUAGGUUCAAAUAA